Lolium perenne is the source of this 1106-nucleotide messenger RNA. The record is from RefSeq and is a predicted model, not a curated record. NCBI's taxonomy places the organism in Eukaryota, Viridiplantae, Streptophyta, Magnoliopsida, Poales, Poaceae.
GAGGCGGAGUCGCGGAGAUGAUACGCUACCAGGUGCGGAACGAGUACGGGCUGGCGGAUCCGGACCUGUACGCGCCGGAGGAGGAGGAUGACCCCGAGGCGCUGCUCGAGGGCGUCGCCAUGGCGGGACUCGUCGGCGUCCUACGACAGCUCGGGGAUCUCGCUGAGUUUGCCGCGGAAAUUUUUCACGACCUGCAUGAAGAUGUGAUGGCCGCUGCUUCUAGAGGGCAUGGUUUGAUGCUUAGGUUGCAGCAGCUGGAGGCAGAGUUUCCCGCAGUUGAGAAGGCAAUUAUAAUAUCCCAGACUGACCAUUUAAACUACCUACACGAUGACGGUAUUGAGUGGCAUGCGAAUCUUCAGCUUAAUCAGAAUUUGAUCACAAUAGGAGAUAUGCCUCGUUCCAUUUUGGACUCCUAUGAAGAAUGCCGUGGCCCACCACAUCUAUUCACGCUGGAUAAGUUCGAUGUUGCUGGUGCUGGGGCUUCAUUAAAACGAUAUUCAGACCCCUCUUUCUUUAAGAUGGGACAGACCUCUAGCAUGAUUGAAACAGAUUACUUCAGAGAAAAGAAUCCCCGUAAAGUAAAGAAAAAGGCUAUGCGCAGGAAAGGGGAAACAUUGGAAUCGUUGCUUGUUGCGAAUUCUGAGUCUCAAAUAACUUCCUCAAAAGAUAGAUCUUCUAGAAAAGUUCCACCAAGGACAACAAAGCUGAAACCCAGGCAUCCGCAAACUAUAAGCAGAAUCUGCAGGGAACAGUUGGAAGAAGUAAUUUUAUCACAACAAAAAAUCCUGUCAAACUACUCUGCAAGGUACUACCAUGCAAAUUUUAGGUCAACCGACUCAAGUGAAAUAAUAUCUUCAUGUGGAGAAUUAGACAACUUCAGUGCUGCUGCUCAGUCUUCUGCUAAACUUGAAAUGAAUAAGGUUGUCCCAAUAGACGAAUCUGACACCUUGGUGACUGCAUCUGCACCCAUUAAUGGGUCGGUUUCCCUGAAGGUAGAUUAUGGUCAAUUUCUGGCAACACAACAUGAACAUGCUGAAAGGGAACAGAUCUGUGAGGGAUUUCUCUUGUGGGUCCGCAUGGCAGUCAGAAGGGUCGACGGCUCGUGA